Molecule: messenger RNA, 865 nt
Organism: Tuber melanosporum (Perigord truffle)
Lineage: Eukaryota; Fungi; Ascomycota; Pezizomycetes; Pezizales; Tuberaceae
Exons: 7
Coding region: 100-720 (206 amino acids)
Molecular function (GO): chitin binding
Source: RefSeq, a predicted model, not a curated record
UUUCCCUAGCCCUUUCAAUCGUUCAUUUCCCCCUAAUCAUAGGUCUGCUAAAAGCCCAUUUUCCCGGUUUUCUUCUACAAACCCCACCUUCGCUUCGUCAUGACUCGUCUUUCGCUCUUCGUUGUCUUGGGUUUGGUGACCUCCGUCUUCGCUCAAAAUUGCGGUCCUUCCUAUGGAAAUCAGAUUUGUGCUGCCGGUACUUGUUGCAGUCAAUACGGAUGGUGUGAUACAAGUGCCGCCCAUUGUGACCCUGCUACUUGUCUAAAGGCAUACAGUGGUGCCGGUUCCUCGUGUGCUGGUUCCACUGGCGGUGGCACUCCAACAGGCGGCGGAUCCUUCCCCUCUUCAGUCCCAUCAAUCGAUAUCUGUGGUGCAGAUUCAGGCGGUAUUUCGUGCCCUGGUGCCGGCCCCGGAGGAUUUUACUACCGUUGUUGUUCUGUUAAUGGUCACUGCGGGCCUAAGAAUGGGGAACAAGCUCAAUCCGACUACUGUGGUGCCGGUUGUCAGCCUGGUUUCGGCGUUUGUGACCAGCGCCCGGUUCCACCCCCUCCUCCACCACCGCAGGGUACCGCUGGCGCUGAGCAGAAUUGCGGUCCCAUCGUGAACAAGAGGUGUGGGGGUGGCUUGUGUUGCUCUGGAUCCAACUUCUGUGGAUCCGGUCCUGAUUUCUGCGGCGCUGCGAAUUGGUGCCAGGUUGACUGGGGACAUUGCAACCGGUAAGAUUUCCUUAGCGUUUGAAGGAUUGUUAAGGCUCACUGUUUUCAUUUUCUCGCCUGUCUUUCCGUUUUGCGCCGUAUACAUACGGGGGGGGGGAGAGAGCAAAAAGGUCCAUGAUCUGUCAUGUAAUUGCAUACGCUAGAUAUUU